UUAUCGAUAGUCGAUAAACACACACGGCACGUGUAGCGCGUCUGGAAUCGUUGUUAUUAAAAAUUUUAUUGAAUUAUAUAUAAAACUAAAUAAUUUAGCAUGCCUCCUGUUGCCCAAGAGGGCAAUUGCCUUAUCUAUCGUGGCAGCAAUUUCCUAAAGCAGCGCUUAGUGCUGUCUUUGCUAAGUGGAAAACCGGUGAAGAUCACCCACAUCAGAUCUGAGAAUGAAGGCGCUCCGGGACUGCAUGAGCAUGAGAUUAGUCUAAUACGUUUGCUGGAUAAAGUAACGAAUGGCACGAAAAUCGAAUUGAAUCCAGCCGGCACAAGCAUCAUGUUUACACCCGGCCUGCUCCAUGGUGGCCAAUUGCAUCAUGACUGUUGCACACAACGAGGAAUUGGCUACUAUUUGGACGCGUUGAUUGCAUUGGGUCCCUUCUGUAAGACGCCCUUGCAUUGCAACCUGAGUGGAGUAACCAACAGCAAAGAUUCGCCCUCUGUGGACCAUAUCAAGGGUGCGGCUCUCUCGCUACUGAAAAGAUUCCUGCUCGUUGAUGAGGGCCUCGAAUUGAAGGUGGUGCGACGAGGCGUUGCCCCACUGGGUGGUGGAGAAAUUGUUUUUCGGUGUCCUGUGCGUAAAAGUCUUAGGGCUAUUCAGUGCCAGGAGCAAGGCAUGAUUAAACGUAUAAGAGGCACAGUCUAUGCCAGUAAAGUCUCACCGGCCAUGGCCAAUCGAACUGUCGAGUCGGCCAAGGGUUGUAUGCUAAAAUUCCUCCCCGAUGUCUAUAUCUACACCGAUCAGAAUCGUGGUCUAAUGUCUGGCAAGUCUCCAGGAUUUGGCAUUUGUCUAUUGGCUGAGACUACCGAUGGUGUUUGCUUUGCAGCUGAUUGCACAUCCAAUACAAGAAAGGAAUCGGAGUCUCCAUCCAUACCGGAGGAACUAGGGCAGGAGGCGGCUAUGCGACUGCUUGACGAAAUCUAUCGUGGUGGCUGUUGUGAUUCUUCUUAUCAAUGGCUUGCUGCUCUGUACAUGGCCCUGUCUCAGAAAAAUGUUUCCAAAUUUGUUACAGGUGCCUUGUCCACAUAUACAGUACACUUUCUUCAACAUCUACGUGACUUUUUCUCCAUUACCUUUAAAUUGGAGAAUCCCGAGGAUGAAGACGAUGCAGAUGCUGAUGAAGAGCGGAAUGUACGUGGAGCCCAAAAAGUUCGCCUAACUUGUAUAGGCAUCGGCUAUACUAAUAUCAAUAAGCGUGUUAUAUAGAAUUUAUGCUCUUAGGUUUACUAUCUAUAUUAAUAGUUAUACACAUAAAUAUAUAUCUGUAUUUAUAUAUAUUUUUUUUAAAACAUAAAUAAUAUUGAAUUUUGCAAAGCUAA
Molecule: messenger RNA, 1373 nt
Organism: Drosophila willistoni
Lineage: Eukaryota; Metazoa; Arthropoda; Insecta; Diptera; Drosophilidae
Gene: Rtc1
Product: probable RNA 3'-terminal phosphate cyclase-like protein
Exons: 3
Coding region: 100-1260 (386 amino acids)
Biological process (GO): ribosome biogenesis; endonucleolytic cleavage of tricistronic rRNA transcript (SSU-rRNA, 5.8S rRNA, LSU-rRNA)
Cellular component (GO): nucleolus
Molecular function (GO): RNA endonuclease activity
Source: RefSeq, a predicted model, not a curated record